CUUGGACACUAUUAUGCACUCGUAGGCCAUGACGUAGUGCCCCGCCAUUUCCGCCAAGCCAUUCCCAUGCCCACGCCACGACGCCGCGAAAAAAUGCGCUAUUGGGAGAGGCGAGAACCACACUCGGUUAUUCGGCGCCGCCCAACACCUCGCAUGCGAAACACAUAUCGCGUUUGUCCACUACGCGCAACGCCGUUCUGGACAGGGCAUGCCCUCGCCCGACCCAUGCCUAUCCCUUCCGCACCUCGCGCCUAGCCCGCUCCCAACCGCGCGCCAAGCAAGGGCCACUAGGAAUCGCCCACGCGGCUGGGAAAAAUAUGGAUUCGACCACGCAGCCCUGCCCGCCUGCGCAAAGCUCCACGUCAUUCCACAAACUCUCUCCUGCUCUCCCGCGCUCCCGCUCUCCCGCUCUCCCGCUCUCCCGCUCUCCUGCGCUCCCGCUCUCCCGCUCUCCUGCUCUCCCGCUCUCCCGCUCUCCCGCUCGCUCCCGCUCUCCCGCUCUCCCGAUCUCCCGCUCUCCCGCUCGCCCGCGCUCCCGCUCUCCGGCGCUCCUGCUCUCCCGCUCGCCCGCUCUCCCGCGCUCCCGCUCUCCCGCUCUCCCGCGCUCCCACUCUCCCGCUCGCCCGCUCUCCCGCGCUCCCGCUCUCCCGCUCUCCCGCUCUCUCGCUCUCUUGCUCGCCCGCGCUCUUGCUCUCCUGCUCGCCCGCUCGCCCGCUCACCCGCGCUCCCGCUCUCCUGCUUGCCUGCUCCCCUGCUGCAUCCCACCCCCUGCUGCACCUCCCCCUGCCAGGCCAUCCCGCCCUGCACCAGCGCACCCCUCUCACUGCCCCCCUGCACCGCGUCAUGAGCCUCCCCUCCUUCGCCCGUCUCCUUUUCCUUCCCCCCGUCCCUCUCUCACAGCAGACCACCCCGUGCUGCACCAGCGCACCCCUCUCACGAGCCAUUCCUCACCCUCGUUUCCCCAUCCGGCUCCCUCUCCCCCUCCUUGUUUCCCCACCCCUAUGUCUUCUUCCUUCUGCCCCUCCUCCCCCCCCUCCCUGCCAUCGCUCCCCCCCCCCAGGCAUCGGGUACGAUGUGCUGGUGGACUUCAUCCGCUACACCCAUGUCGUCUCCCUGCUGGCGCCAGACGCCGCGGACAACCUGCCCGCGGGGCACUUCUGGCAGCCGGGGGGGUUCGCCCCAGACGACAUGAACCCCAACAUGACGGCCCUGAGGGAGGUGAUGCCGCACUUACAUGUCACGCCUCGCACACAAGCAAUUCCGCCGCUCAAUCCUUCUGGAAAAAUGACAUCCGGCAUUCGUCUCGCUUGAUCAUCCGAGUUCCAUCAAUCGCACUCUAAGGAUCAAUGGUGGUUGGCGGUUGGGUGGGCUGUUGGAAUUAUGACGAGCAAUUGGUUGUACCAAUUGGGGUAACGUGCUCGCUAUAAAGGUUACAGAAAACAGGGUCUGUGUCCAGUGUGCUAGUUGUUUCAUAUAAUAAAGGUGGACCGAACAA
Messenger RNA from Closterium sp. NIES-67, 1495 nucleotides. NCBI's taxonomy places the organism in Eukaryota, Viridiplantae, Streptophyta, Zygnematophyceae, Desmidiales, Closteriaceae. The record is from the annotation of a GenBank genome assembly.